AUGUCUACGCAGGAGCAGCAGCUCUGCCAGCUUUUGGCGGACCUGCCUGCCCGGUUUUGCAAUCGUUACGAUGAAGAUGCAGCACGGGAGCUUCUAACGAGCUUGUUUUGGUCUCUGGCGGGUGGCAAUCAAGACUACAUGCGACUUCUUUUCCCCGAGGGUAAGCCCUCCGACAGCCUGAAGCUUGGUGAUGCCCAGGGUGCCGUCGAAGGCGCCGAAUACACCGAAGCAGCCCGUGGCAAGCGAUGCGGACACAUCUUCAAACCUGGCGAGGCGACCUACAUGUGCCGGACGUGCGGAACCGACGAAACGUGUUGUCUCUGCGUCCGGUGCUACGACUCAACAGAUCAUACCGGUCACAUGGUUCGAAUACAAAUGUCUGUUGGAAACAGUGGGUGCUGCGACUGUGGUGAUGACGAAGCUUGGAAGACGCCAUUGUUUUGCACUAUACAUUCGGACAUGAAAUCCGGGCAGGCAAAGGGCAAAGGCAAAGAAGCUGUCGGGCUGCCAGAUGACCUUCUGAACAGCCUUCGUAUGACCAUCGGUCGCGUGUUCGACUACAUCUGCGACGUCAUCUCCUGCUCCCCAGAACAGCUGAGGCAGGCAAAAACCAAAGAAUCAAUCUUGAAAGAUGAGGAGGCGUCGCGACUGACAUCUGUCUAUUACGGUCCUGAGACCACAUUCUGCGACGAAUUUGCCCUCAUCCUGUGGAAUGACGAGAAACACACAGUCCAAGAAGUCCAGGAUCAGAUUGCUAGGGCAUGUAGGAAGACCAGACGGGAGGCUGCCAAGGAUGCUUGGGAAACUGAUGCUGUCGGGAGAAGUAUCUUGAUCUAUCUAAACGACAUUGAUAUGCUACUUCAAAUGGCCAAGAUCAUGGAGGCUAUCAGAGUCACAGUUACAAUUAGGUCGGCGCGAGACACAUUCCGUGAACAAAUGUGUGGCACGCUUGUUGAAUGGCUGAGCGAUAUUUCCGGCUGCUCCAUUGGGCACGACAACAAUAUCCUUAGGCGAACAGUCUGCGACGAGAUGAUGAAAACCUGGCGUCAGGGAAGCCACGCUUCUCACACAUCAGGCGUUAUUGACGACGAAGACGAAGAUGAGCAGAAUAUAAUGUCACAAACCAGGAUACACGGCCUUAACGUGCACUUUAUCAGGGCGCUACAGGCUGCAGCUGCUCCUGGUGGCAAUCUUGAAAUUAAUGUUGACGGAGGAGAUGAGGACGUGGACCAGGAUGACGAUGCAGACAUGGGUGACAAUGAUGAUGAUGGCCAGUCGCCCACUAGCUCAGUAGCGGGCGGUGACGAGGAUGAGGACGACGAUGUCAUGAUGGUAGAUGCCAGAGGAGACGUUGGCGAUCUGGGUAUGAACUGGUCACAAUCGGAUCAGGCUCUGGAAGAAGACGAGGCCACAAUGGCAGGCUAUCCUCCACCGCCGCCGCCGCCGCCAGUUCAAGCAAGGGCGGCACGGCGAGAACGGGAUGGUACUCCCUCGGAUUCUGAUACGGCUGAUCCUUUGAUUGCACCCGCAGUCUAUGCCAAAGCAAACGUUGAUAUUCCCAAGACUCCAGGGAAAACAGAAAAGCCCGCCCCUCGACCUGGUAGGUACUGGAUCGAAACCCCACAAGUCUAUACACAGCGAGACAAUGUGCCCCCGGCUGAAGACGUGUUCCAACGUGUACGCCUCGAUUGGCUGCUUCUUUUUGACUUGCGGAUGUGGAAGAAGGUCAGGAUCGACCUUCGCUCGCUUUAUAUCUCAACAGUGGUGUCAGUGCCGGAAUUCAAGCGUGUUUUGGCUUUGAGAUUUGCCAGCCUUUACACAAUAUUAGCGCAACUGUACCUGGUUGGGGAUAGGGAACCGGAUCACUCUAUUAUCAACCUGUCGCUGCAGAUGCUGACAACUCCAUCGAUAACCGCUGAAGUUGUGGAGCGAGGAAACUUCAUGAGCAGCCUGCUAGCUAUUCUUUACACCUUUUUGACUACUCGACAAGUUGGCCAUCCGUGGGAUGUUUCUCCCGACGCCGUCCUUGCGUUCGAAAGCGGGUCAGUGACCAAUCGCCGAAUGUACCAUUUCUACCAAGACUUGAAAUACCUGUUUGGAUCUCCUCACGUCCAAGAGCGAGUCAGAUCCGAGCCUCGAUAUUUGAUGCAGUUUUUGGACUUGGUGAAGCUUCACCAGUGCAUUGGACCAAACGUGCGAGCAGUGGUUGAGCAUGUCGAGUAUGAAGCAGACUCUUGGAUAACAGCUUCGUUAGUCACACGGCAAAUCAAUCUCCAAGCAAGAAUCCUAGCCGAGGCAUUCCGAGACUGUCCGCCUGAUGAAAUUCACUAUCUCCAGAGAGCCAUUCGUUUUACCUCAAAGACUGUAAUUUUGAACUCCAUAGGCGCAGAACGUCAUAGGUUUAAGCAAGGGGAGAUCAAGGAUGAGGUGAAAUUCAAGACGCUAACCGACUUUGAGUUUGACACAGAGAAUGCUUCCUACGAAGUUGUCAAAUUUGUUGUUGAGAAAGAUUCCAUCAGCUUCCACCAUGCCUUGCACUACACCUUGUCUUGGCUCAUCGAAUGCGGUCGCUCACUGCCUGCAUCCAGCAUUCGAGCAUUGAUGAGCUUCACUGGCCAAGAGCUGAGAUCAAAGCCAAGAUUGAUGGGACGGCCACAGAUCCCAAGAAAGGACUAUGACCCCGAGGACUACCUUAUGGCCGCCUUUGACUUCCCUCUGCGGGUUUGUGCUUGGCUGGCGCAGAUCAAAGCCAAUAUGUGGGUUCGAAAUGGCAUAAGUUUGAGGCACCAAGCUAGCACAUAUCGAGGUGUAGGGCAGAGGGAUGUAACGCACCAUCGAGACAUUUUUCUUCUUCAGACGGCGAUGGUUGUGUGCAAUCCAAGCCGCGUGCUUGCGUCCAUCAUUGACCGGUUUGGUAUGGAUGGCUGGGUGAAGGGGUUGUUUGAGCUCAAGUCUGAAGCUCAGGAUGAUGCGCAACAUCUUGACAUUGUUGAGGACAUGAUUCAUCUUCUCAUUGUCCUCUUGAGCGAUCGGACUUCUCUUAUUGCUCCUGAUGAUGAGCCAAACUCAAGAAUUCUCGCCAUGCGACGAGACAUCACGCAUGUUUUGUGCUUCAAACCGCUAUCCUUCAACGAGAUAUGUGGCAAGUUGCCCGAGAAGUAUCAAGAACAAGAGGACUUCCAUCGCGUCUUGGACGAAAUGGCGACUUUCAAACCCCCCGAAGGCAUUUCUGACGUAGGCACUUUCGAAUUGCGUCAAGAAUUCAUCGAAGAUAUUGAUCCCUAUAUUGCACACUACAACAAAAAUCAGCGAGAGGAGUCAGAGAUGGCAUAUCGAAAGAAGAUGGCCAAGAAGACUGGCAAGACAAUUGAGGAGAUUGUUUAUGAACCCAAGCACCGGCCUGUGCCAUCAGGCUUGUUUGAAAACCUGGGGCAGUUCACCAGCACUGGCAUGUUUGCCCAAAUUAUCUACUACUCACUCUUGUAUCCUCUUGUUGCCCAAAAAUUUACACCUUCUGUGCCAUUUACUCGGUUAGAGACGUUCUUGCAAGUCGUCCUCCAUCUGAUUCUCAUUGCCAUUCUCGAGGACAAGUCCCAUGAAUUGGAAUCAGUUGGACAGCCGCCAAACUCAUUUGUCCAAAUUGCUCUCACCACCAUGGCUCGCAGCAAUUUCAUGCCGGAAGCGAACAAUUCCCGAACCAUUGUUUCACUAUUAACUUUAAUGUCAAACAAGGACGAGUUCAAAGCAGUUCAUCCCAAGAUUGCUCUAGUCUUGAGGAGACUGAGGCAAAAGCGGCCGCAAGCAUUCGAGAUUUCUUUUGUAAAUCUUGGCAUCUCGGUAGACCGUGUUGACACCGCCUCUCCGGCCAACAACUCUGCUGAAGAGGAGCGGGAAAGGCGGAAAAAGGCUGCCUUAAACCGUCAGGCCAAGGUCAUGGCACAGUUCCAACAACAGCAGAAAAAUUUUCUGGAGAACCAAGGUGGAAUUGAUUGGGGUUCUGACUUGGAUGAAGAUGAGGACGAAAUGGGCCAAUCUGAGGACCGAAAGCAUAAUUGGAAGUAUCCAACAGGGACUUGUAUCUUGUGCCAGGAGGACGCAGAUGAUAGAAGGCUUUAUGGCACAUUUGCCCUUCUCAAUGAAAGCCGCGUGCUCCGCCAAACUGACUUUCAAGACCCCGAGUUGGUAAGAGAAGCCUCACAAACACCUUGCAACCUCGAUCGAUCUGCCGAAGACAUUCGGCCGUUUGGAAUCGCGCAUGAGAAUCGGAAAAUGGUUGAGAAGCUCAAUUUAAAUGGGGAGACUUUUUUGGCUGAACGCCAAACCAUUGGCAAAGGGUUCAAGGCCAAUCUGUCCAGACCGGGCCCGGUUGCCAGCGGAUGUGGGCAUAUGAUGCAUUAUCGAUGCUUUGAAAUGUAUUACGAGGCAACGAAUCGCCGACAUACGCAUCAAAUUGCAAGACAUCAUCCCGAGGACACGAGGCGCAAUGAAUUUGUGUGCCCGUUAUGUAAAGCUCUUGGCAACGCAUUUCUUCCCAUCAUAUGGAAAGGGUUGGAAGAAUCGUACCCGAGCUACUUGCAACCGUCAAUAUCUUUUGGAGAAUUCCUUGACCUGAAGAUGGGUUCGGCAUAUUGGCUGCAAGGGGGUAAGGCCCCCGAGGUCGACUCACCCAGCCCACCGAACAUGUACACGCCAAGUGUACCAGGCAGUCUGGUUGAAACUCUGACGAACCAGCACCCGGAUGCAGAUAUUUCAUGGGGGAGAGACGACCCCGACUCGCAGUCUUCUGUGCUUGGAACCCCGGCGAGCUCCUCAUUCUCUACUGCUGGCAUACCAGAGCCAGGUAACUCUCUGGCGGCUGCUGGCCCCAACAGUCAAAUUUUGGGAGACUUGAAGGCAGCAUAUCGGCGUCUUCGAGAUACUCUACGAGUGAAUGGGCUGCAUACUCGGCAUCCUAUUGAUGCCAAGGCUACUGGAGGAGAUGAGCUUUACUCGAGCGACACUCUUGUUCAAGUCAUCGGCUUCACCAUAUCAUCUGUGGAAAUACAGCAACGCGGCGUCGAGGUCCAACCAGGCAUGACGUUAUUGGAUAAAAUCCCGGAGCAAGUACUCGUCCACCUACGAGUUCUUUCGGAAACUGCUUCGUCCUACAUAGCCGUUGGAGCAGGCCACACGGACGGGGUUCCCAAUCGUAUUGAAGAUGAAUUCACCAAUGACAGUGAGAGACAGCACUGCCAGUUAUUUAUGUGUCGAUAUGUUGGAACCCAGGACUUGCUGGCAGCUACUUCGGUUCUUCGACCUUUGGACGCUUAUCCACCUUUGCUGAGCCUUGAUCCAUUCACCUUCCUGGUUGAAUGCGCAUAUGGCCUUGUACCGGCCUACAAUGCCGAAAUUUCUCAUAUGCUCAGGCUGUGUUAUCUGGCUGAACUUGUCAAGGUUGUGUUUCACAUGGGGCGCAACGUUCCAUUCAGCAUGUGGAUAGAAGGCCUUGCUGGCAAGCAAUCACAGGAUCCGGCCAUGAUCAACUUUGCCAGCUUUGCGCUUGCAAUCACCAAAUGCGGAAUGGAGCUCGAGGUGGCCAACUUUGGCAAGACCAGCGACAAUGAGGGGGAGAAUAAGGGUUUCCAACAGCCAGGCGUGGAUACUUUGGAAAGCUGGUACACUUUUGUGAAGAAGUAUGCGUUGACCUUCUUGCGGAAAAGUGUGGUGUUCUUGUACGUCAAGUACGGUGUCGACUUCAACAGCCACAUCUUGUCGAGUCAGGAUGCGGAUUCGGACGAGCUUGAUCGCCUCACAGCUGCUCUUCGCCUACCCAGUUUUGAUGAAAUGUGUGCCUCUAUGACGGAAAACGCCUUUGCGUGUGGUUGGCCAACGACAACGUACGACCUGGUUUCGGGCUGGAUCAAGCACCAGGUUGUUUGGCCAAAUGGUUAUGGAGACAUGAGCCAAUCUGCCCUGGUCAGCCAUCCAGGCAUUUUCGAACUGAUUGGUCUCCCGAAGACUUACGACACACUAAUUGAAGAGUCGAUCAGGAGAAGGUGUCCAUCUACCGGUAAAGACCUCACAGAUCCGGUCAUUUGCUUGUUCUGCGGUGAAAUCUUUUGCAGUCAGAGCAACUGUUGCCAAAAGCCGGAGACUGUCGGUCGGGAGACGACGAGAAUUGGUGGUGCUCAACAGCAUAUGCGCAAGUAA
Messenger RNA from Metarhizium robertsii ARSEF 23, 6189 nucleotides. Its product is annotated as RING finger domain containing protein. The record is from RefSeq and is a predicted model, not a curated record. The coding region runs from base 1 to 6189 and encodes 2062 amino acids. The transcript has a single exon. Gene Ontology annotation, biological process: ubiquitin-dependent protein catabolic process via the N-end rule pathway; protein ubiquitination. Gene Ontology annotation, cellular component: ubiquitin ligase complex; cytoplasm. Gene Ontology annotation, molecular function: ubiquitin protein ligase activity; zinc ion binding. NCBI's taxonomy places the organism in Eukaryota, Fungi, Ascomycota, Sordariomycetes, Hypocreales, Clavicipitaceae.